AUGCUACUCGAGAAUCUAAAAAAUGAAGACAUAAAUUUGCCCGAAAAGUUUGCUACUGGUAUGCUAAUUGAAAAGCUGCCGGAAUCGUGGACUGACUACAAAAAUAACCUGAAGCACAAGCUAAAAAACUACACUAUUGAUGAGCUCAUGAAACAUAUUUUGAUCGAAGACUCCAACAGGAAAGAAUUAAAGACUACCAAAGCUAAGGAGAUGGCCAUGAAAGCUAACCUGGUUCAAAGCAACAAUAAAAGGUAUUCCAACAAAUCCCAGAAUUACAAGCCCAAUAAUCCCAACUUUAAGAAGAAGAAAUGUAUUUGCUAUGUUUGUGAAAAAUCAGAAAACCAUGCUGCUCAAUGCAGGUACAAAAAGAAAGGUGACAAAGCAAAUGGCUAUCCUCCUAAGGUUAAUUUAGGUGAAGGGGACGAUAUAAUUGCUGCAGUCAUCUCUCAAGUCAAUAUAGCAGCUCAUGUAAAAGAGUGGGUAGUAGACUCUGGGGUUACUCGGCACAUAUGUGCAAAUCAAGAAGCGUUUUUCUCCUAUAUUCCAAUAGGGGAUGAUGAAGAGGUAAUCUACCUUGAAGACUCACGAACUGCUAAAGUUCUGGGAAAGGGCAAAAUUUUCUUGAAACUUACUUCAGGAAAAACUUUGACCCUCAAUGAUGUGCUGCAUGUGCCAAAUAUCCGAGCAAAUCUGGUUUCUGUAGUACUGCUAAGAAAAGUUGGGGUGAAAGUGUCAUUUGAAUCUGACAAGAUUAUUAGGACAUAUUAA
Messenger RNA from Coffea eugenioides, 768 nucleotides. RefSeq lists its product as uncharacterized. The record is from RefSeq and is a predicted model, not a curated record. Bases 1 to 768 code for a protein of 255 amino acids. NCBI's taxonomy places the organism in Eukaryota, Viridiplantae, Streptophyta, Magnoliopsida, Gentianales, Rubiaceae. The transcript has 2 exons.